AUGAAGACGAAGAAAGCCAAUGGAAAAAGAACGAAUUCAAAGAGUCAUAAAAAGCCCUAUGCAAACGUUUUAGAAAGGCUUCCGGACAACGAUCCAAAGACAAAGAUAGAAGUUCGCACUCACUUAGCUCAACAUCUAUUUCUAUGUGAAGAUUAUGAUGGCGCAACAAAAGUCUAUGAAGAUAUAUGUUCAAUAAUACAGGAGAUGCUGAAGCAUUAUAUUAAGCUGUUGAAUGUUCGUGUAAACAAAAAAAAGAUAGGACAAACCUAUACUAGACUUCAGCAAUUGCUUGUGAUAGAACCAAGAUUUGCUAAAGCAUAUCAACUUUGUGCAACUUAUUUCACACAGCAAGAUGAUUUUGAACAAGCGGAAGCAUAUAGAUGGAGAUACGAAGUCUAUUCAUGGAUACGUAUGUUAAAAUCUGCGCGUGAGUUAGAAUGUAGCACAACAAAACUUGAAAAUGAUACAUCGAGACGGUCAUCAGAAUUGUUAGCAGCAGUUUGUUACCAUCACUAUCAUGGCGAAGAAGAAAGCAAAGCAUUUGCCAUUCUAGAACAACGUGGCACCGCUUUCGAAGAUGACGAACAAGAUUUGAUUAGUUUAUUAUUAAGGACACUUUUGAAAAAGCAACAAAGUGUGUGUACAGUAAAAGGUACUGUUAAUGCAUUGGCUGGCAUGAAAUACGAGAAGUUAUUUGGAAUUCUACCUAAUUUACUACCACAUGAUGUGAAUGUAUUUUUUCUGACCGACACUCCAAAUGCACUUGCCAAAUUAGGUGAUCGAAGAGCAAUUCCAUUGUUAACUGAUACUAUCGACAGAUCAGUUCAAGAAAAGGACGAUCAUAAUGAUGAAAAAGUGAAAUCAUACCUAAGAAAUGGAACAAAGAAGAAAGACAUAGGCAAAGUCUGUCUCGCUGUUGCCACUAGUGAACAGCAAUAUUUCACUGAACUCGAAAAGAUAUUAACCGACGGAAACACACUUGAUUAUGUUACUAUCGAGUACCUUUAA
Molecule: messenger RNA, 1008 nt
Organism: Adineta ricciae
Lineage: Eukaryota; Metazoa; Rotifera; Eurotatoria; Adinetida; Adinetidae
Source: the annotation of a GenBank genome assembly